Molecule: messenger RNA, 1839 nt
Organism: Hyphopichia burtonii NRRL Y-1933
Lineage: Eukaryota; Fungi; Ascomycota; Pichiomycetes; Serinales; Debaryomycetaceae
Exons: 1
Coding region: 1-1839 (612 amino acids)
Biological process (GO): carbohydrate metabolic process
Source: RefSeq, a predicted model, not a curated record
AUGGCAUUCUACAUUGGAGCAAAGCGGGUGAGACCCUUUCGUGUUUUUGCAAUUGUCCUUGCGUUGAUUGUAUUAUUAUACAUUUUCAAGCUGAUCUCGUAUGAUGAUCACACGUUGCCACAUAGCUUGAAUCAGGUUGACGAUAUCAAUGAUUUUGUCCAAUAUACCGAUGGCAAGAAACCUUCUUUUGAUACCAGGGAGGAGAUUCUUGAAAAUUUACAGGAUACUGACCUGUACGAUGAGAUUACACCUAAAUUUUUAGCUAAAUUGGAUAAAGAAACUCGAAAAUGCCCUAAUUAUGUUGAUUAUUCUCAAGAAAAGCAUGCCCCUUUCUCGAAAGGUAAGUUCAAAUUUCCCUUUAUGAGACCAGCUCCUAAAUGUAGGACAUUUGUCUCUGAAGCAGUCGAAUACGUGAUUAAAGAUUUGAAAAAUAAGGCUAAGGAUUUAGAUUUAGCAAGAUUGAUCGAGAAUUGUCUUCCAAAUACUCUUGAUACAACAAUUUUAUGGCAUAAAUCUACCUUGAAUGAUGGAGAUUCUAAAACUCCUCAAACUUUUGUGGUUACCGGAGAUAUCCAUGCAGAAUGGCUUCGUGAUUCUGCUAGACAAUUAUCGGUAUACCAACCAUUUGUCAAAUAUGAUAAACAUUUGCAGGAAUUGAUGAAAGGAGCCAUCCAUACACAGGCUGAGUAUAUAAUCAAUUCACCAUAUUGUAAUGCAUUCCAUCCUCCUGUUGGAUCUGGGGUUAAGAGAGGUGAAUCCGCCAUUGAUCAAGUUUAUCCAAGACCAGACUGGAGACAUGUUUUCGAAUGUAAAUAUGAAUUGGAUUCCUUGGCUUCAUUCUUAACUUUGAGCAAUGAAUAUUACCUUAACUCAAAUGGAGAUAAGUCUUUUAUAACAAAUUCUUGGUUAAAGGCUUAUGAAAGAAUCAUGAUUGUCUUAAAAAGAGAAUCCCAACCAACUUUUGAUGAAGAAACUGGCCAAGCGCUCAAUUUUUAUUAUUCAUUCCAAAGACAAACCAAUAUUGGUUCGGAAACUUUGCCAUUAUCUGGAGUAGGUAAUCCAGUAAAUUAUGGAACUGGUUUGAUAAGAUCUGCUUUUAGACCUUCUGACGAUACUUGUAUAUUACAAUUUUUCAUUCCUGCAAAUGCUCAUAUGCUAACUGAACUUAAAAUAGCUAGAAAGAAUUAUUUAAAUGAGGACUUGGAUUAUCAUAUUGACUUGAGUCCCUUAUUUGCUCAUACGGAUGAAUUCAUUGACGGUAUAACCAAAGGUAUUGAGAAGUACGGAAUUGUUGAUCAUCCAGUUUUUGGAAAAGUCUACGCUUAUGAAAUUGACGGCUAUGGAGGUAAUAUUUUUAUGGAUGAUGCAAACUUACCUUCCUUAUUAUCUUUACCCGAUAUGGGAUACCUUGAUAAGGAUGAUAAAGUAUAUCAAAAUACCAGGAAAAUGGUAUUGUCGAAGGAUGGUAACCCAUAUUUCUUGAAAGGAUAUUCAUUUGAAGGUAUUGGUGGUCCUCAUAUCGGUAUUCAAAAUGCCUGGCCAAUGUCAUUAUUAGUGAGAAUGAGAACUACUGAUGAUGAUGAUGAAAUCUUAGACAGUCUUAACUAUAUCAUGCAUAAUACUGCAGGGUUGGGUUUGAUGCACGAAAGUGUUCAUGUGAAUUCAAGAAAUGGCCGUGAUUUUACUAGAUCCUGGUUUGCCUGGUGUAACUCAGAAUUCGGUAAGACUAUUUUACAUUUAGCAAAACAUAAACCCCAUUUGAUAUUUAAAGAGGAAUUCGCUAAUACUGAAUAUGAUAUUGACUCGAUUUUGUCAAAUUUUAAAUCGACUAACAUCUAG